This is a messenger RNA of Colletes gigas, 2444 nucleotides long. RefSeq names its product trichohyalin-like. Gene Ontology annotation, molecular function: zinc ion binding; nucleic acid binding. The record is from RefSeq and is a predicted model, not a curated record. Bases 903 to 2444 code for a protein of 513 amino acids. The transcript is spliced from 2 exons. Lineage: Eukaryota; Metazoa; Arthropoda; Insecta; Hymenoptera; Colletidae.
CUCACAGGAAACGCACCGGGAACGACACCUCUAACAUGAAUAAGAAUCGAACAACCCGGUCUAAACGACCUAAUAAAACGACGCGUCGCGGCGGAAUCAAACACCGCGCUCGCUUGGAGUACAAACGACGCAUUCGCGAGUUACAAGAGCAAUUGGCGCUUGGGAUCCCGCAAGCCUCCAGCCAUCCGGGCGAACCUUGUUAUUCCCCGUUGUCGGAAGCCUCCACCCUCGACCUUGGACACCGAGAACCAGACGUCGAAGUUAUUGAUUUAACAAACGACAGUGAUUGCGAAUCUACCGUACUUGUCAUACAGCCGCCUCUAUCGCCAAUUCCUUUUAUCGAUACGAACCAGGCCGCCAAGGUCCAUUCCCAUCAGGAGAUACCUACGGAGAUAUUAUCUCGAUACAUAAGCGAACUACCUAAUAUUCAGAAUAAUCUAAUUCCUACUGAUAUUUAUAAUUGGUGCGCUCAAAUGCAAGCAGUGUAUAACAGUCACGAAUAAAUACUCAUAGCUGCCUAAAUCUUGGCAUCCGCUCAUUUCUCCUACUUUCUCAUUACGCCUGCCCCUACCGAGUCGCUACGGUUGUAGGAACGUGUAUUCGUUCGCCAACCCUCUGGACGAUUCGGCGGACCCACCUGAAGGAAAUAACGUUAUAAUCCUACCGGCAACGCUUCAUCCUACGUCGAUAAUACUUACCUUACGCGCUCCACUUUACCUACAGUCGGGGAUACCUGCUGCCGGUACGUCCUAUACUCACCUUCCCUAUUCCAAACGACGUUCUGAGCCGCUCCAGGACGCCGUUCCUCCCCGUCUGUAACAUAAAAUUGGUGACAGCGGUGGGAUCCGUAACACUUAUUGGUCAAAUUUUACUCGUAAACUAACCGAUUUAUUAAAUUCACAAUGAGUACUAAGCCAAGACAGGGUGUACACACACGCUCCGCAGAAGGAACGGAAUAUUCCGCGGAAGAACUACAGGUUCUUGCCGAACAAGUACAGCAAAAGGAAAGAAGACUACGGGAACAAGAGCAACGUGCGGAGCAGGAACGACAAGCAUUGGAGAAGAGACUCCAAGAAAGCCAGCUGAGGCUGGACCAGGAGCGAGACGACCUCACCCAAGAACGUACAGAGAUGAUUCAGGAGCAUGAACAAUUGAGAAGUGCAGUCCAAAAUUUGAUGGCAGAGGUCAGAGAAUUGAGAAGUCGCCCAGUAGACCCUGACCGUACUAGUUUCCAUCAACCUCCCAACGAAGGCCGCGCUAGAAUAGAAGAAAUAACAAGAGAAUUUUUACCAGGGCCGUCACAAAUUUCUACAAAUUCCGAAGUCUCAUCCGGAAUCCACAAGCGAGUCAAGGAGGCCGCAGACGGCAUACAGACGUUCGACGGCAUGCGCCAGUUAGUUAUUCCCUUUUGUGAAUCGUGCUAUCGUGCACGAGAUUACUUACCUUCAAGUGACGAGCCCCUUUUAGUAAGAACAAUUCUAAACAAAUUGCGCGGACAAGCUUACAGAAUAGUCGGUCGUUCCCAGUUCAAUUCGGUCAGCGAGUUAUGCAACAAAAUCCGAAAGUUAUUCUCUCCUUUUAAGAGUGCGAAUUAUUACCGUGGUGAACUAAGCAGGACAUUCCAAACGCCAAAUCAAAGUGUCCUCGACUUCGCCAUCAAGAUACGAGAGUUGCGCGAUCUAAUUAUGGACGGUGACCAACAGCGAUACGGAACGCUCGAUCACCGAACCGAGCUCGAAAUACAGAAGGAAGCAAGCGAAGCAUUUAUCCAAGGGUUAUUACCCGACAUCGCCACACGACUGAGGAUCGAAGGAUACGAUACGCUGGACGACGCAAUCGAAAAGGCGAUCAAGAUUCACACGGAAAUUCAGGAUGAACAUGCGCGUUUCAGGCGUGGAUACGAGCAGCACGAUAGAAAUCCAAGAUACAGGAACUACGAUAGAAACGCAGAUCCUCGACAUCGCACAGAACCACCCAAGCCGGAAAGACCUCGAGAAGACAAGCCUCGCUACGGCAACAAUAAUUACGGUAACGGGAGCAAUUACCUAAACAACUACAACAAUGGGAACGGUUAUAGAGGUCGCAACGAAAGAUUCGAUACAUCACGGCCCAACAAUUACAACGAUCCGGGGAAAAGAAUACCCGAAAAGCAAUGCAGAUAUUGCAAAAAUCCUGGCCACACGAUCGAAGAAUGUAGGAAGUUGAAAGCUCGAAGGGAAUAUGAGCAGAAUCAACAACGACCGGGAAACACCCACGGCCCGUCGCCGAACCGCGUGGGACAGGGCCCAUCAAAUCAAAACCGCGGUACGUACCCGAUAGCAAGGGGGAAAAAUCCACCCAAGGAUCCACCUGUAAAGGAGACAUCGCAGAAGCAGAAGGAAGACACGGAUCAGGAAGAGGAGGAAAUCCCAGAAGAGGGCAUGUUGAGCCCACUAUUCGAGUAA